Trichobilharzia regenti is the source of this 1386-nucleotide messenger RNA. The record is from the annotation of a GenBank genome assembly. Lineage: Eukaryota; Metazoa; Platyhelminthes; Trematoda; Strigeidida; Schistosomatidae.
ACGAGCUACGCGGAAGUUUGCAAAACAUCAGGAAUUUAUACCUUACAAUCAAGAAGCGAGCACAAAGAAAUCAAAUUGGUUUAUACUAGCUCGUAAAAACGAUAUUGGAUAUCGGAUUGGACAAUGAAUACGUUUCCAUGACUUUCCGGGAGAAAUCCAAAUAUAUUGUGCACCUGUCCACCAUCUUGUUAGAUUGAGGUAACACUUCCAAAACUGUUUGGACAGUCGUAUGUGUGGUGAAUCCGUUGGGAUCAACACAGAUUGGUUUCUCUAUCGAGUUUAUCGCCGAAGAUAGUUCUAGUGGCUUAAGCGAGGCUGAACACAAAUCAAGCAGUCAAACACUACAUGGUUAUUAAAGUGUUCCAAGACUUAAAGGAGUUGAUAGUUGCUAAACCUGGGGUGAACGAUGUGUGUUUAAAUACGAAUGAACCUGCUACAGAAGAUGGAAUUCGGAAGUGGGAAUUAUCGACUGGCCUCAAAUUACCUCAGGAUUUAAAAGACUUUUAUCUAACGACUAACGGGAUAGAAUUUGUUUGGUGCAAUGUUUGCAAUGAACGAACUUGUACAAUUGGAAGGAUUAAAAUAAAUAGCCUAGAAGAAUUCAAAUCUGUAAGAUUGGAAUUCACAAAUUCUUCUGGAGAGGAGGAGAUAAGUGGUAAUGAGAAAUUAUUUUUGUCCAGUUUACUGGGUUCCGACUUCGAAAAUUGGCCCUGUGCGUAUGAAUUGGAAAAGUGUCUUAAUGGUACUUCAGUGGUGUACGUCUUUGAUCGUGAUAACGGUGUUUAUGUCUUAAAUCACGACUUGAGUAUCCACGAAAUUUGUUGCACAUUUGAACAAUAUGUGAGGCUGGCAAUUGUUCAUUUGGGUUUGCGUGAUUGGCAACUUUGGUACACCAAUGAUAAACCUAGUCCAAAUAGUCAAGUAAGUUGUGUGUAUUCUCACUUAUGUUUUAGCAACUGUGUUCCCUGUACACACCUGGACGGUUGUACCUGAACACUCCUGACUCACGUGAACAGUUUUUGUUUGACUUACAAAGCUGGGUUCCUGCAUCUUUCAGUGCAGAUAAAGUAAUAAAUUUGGAAACUUCUAGAUUAGAUCAUUCAAAAUUGUCUGGCAAAACUAUUCAGCCAGGGAUUCAAAAUAAACGGGGAAGAUCCAGUGAUUCAUGUAACCGUCGAUCAAGUGAAGUUUGGAAUACAGGAAGAAGAUCAAAGAAGUAAAAAGAAAAUACCAUUAUGUACAGAUGAUAUGCAAUAUGUAUUGUUGUAUUUAUUGUAAACGUCAAAAUUGAUACCACAUACAUCAUAACUCCUAAUAUCAGUUUAACGAAAUUGUGUUUAUGGUUUUAUGUUAUAUUUAUUAUUUAUUAAAAGAAAUAUAGAGUUC